AAGAAAGGGAGAAGGCUAGAGGAAAGUGAAUCAGAGACUACUGACAAUGAAGGUGAUGAUGAAGGGGAUAUUACUGAGGGAAUGAGAAAGUGUGAAUUUAAGGGGAGAAGANAUUGUUUUCGCAGCUACCAAGACAGCAGUGAGGAGGAGUCUUUACUAGGAGAUCUCACACUCACUUACCCGGUAAUUUGCGAAGAAGGGAGUGAGCCGCGAUGGAAACCUUUACCUUUAAAAACUCUUAAGGAAUUACAGUCAGCAGUAAAAACACUGGGCCCUACUGUACCUUAUACUUUACAGAUCCUGGAUGCAGUAGCAAGCCAGUGGCUGACCCCUUGUGAUUGGCACCAAACAGCAAAGGCUACUCUCGCUCCCAGAGAUUUCAUUCUCUGGAGAACAGAGUAUGAAGAGAGGGGCAGAAAGUUAGCUCAGGAAAAAUCUACAUGGAAAAAUGGAGCUAAACCCACGGUGCCUAUGCUUCUUGGGCAAAAAGACUAUGCUAAACCAGCAGCACAGCUGAAAACCCCAAAGGCAGUGUUGGAGAAAAUCAAUCAGAUAGCCGUAUCCAGCUGGCAGAGUUUACCUCCACCUGGGGCUAAGUUCACAGUCCUUUCAGGAAUUAGGCAAAGGCAUGAUGAGUCUUAUGAAGGUUUUGUGGCUAGAUUGGAAGAGGCAGUUUCUAGGAUGCUUCCCCCUCGGAAGGAACUGAUAUAUUAAUAAAACAAUUGGCUUGGGAAUACGUGAACACCUUGUGCCAAGACCUGAACAGACCAAUCCGCAAGGCAAGUUCCCUACAAGAUUAUAUUAAAGCAUGUGUAGAUGCUUCACCGGCUGUAAUUCAGGGGAUAGCUUACGCUGCAGCAAAGAAAGGGAAGACAUUCGGCGCUACUGAUGGAAUUACAUGUUUCAGUUGUAAAAAACCGGGGCACCUGAGAGAUUGUAAAAAUCUCUCAGUAGACACGAAGAGCAUUCCUUUGGGUCCUUUCCAGCGUUGUGACAAACACUGGAAAAGUGAAUGUAAAUUCAAGUCCCAUAAGGAUGAGA
Molecule: messenger RNA, 1041 nt
Organism: Mus caroli (Ryukyu mouse)
Lineage: Eukaryota; Metazoa; Chordata; Mammalia; Rodentia; Muridae
Source: RefSeq, a predicted model, not a curated record